AUGUCGGUGGAUUUAUAUUACACACCAAUGAGUCCGCCUUGCAGAGCAGUUCUUUUAACUGCGGAAGCGAUCGGUUUUCCUUUAAACCUGAAAGAAAUCGAUUUGAUGGGCGGCGAACAUUUGAAGCCAGAAUAUGAACAGUUGAAUCCACAGAAAACGGUUCCAUUUCUUGUAGAUGGCGCUUAUAAGUUGACAGAGAGCCGAGCUAUUAUGUCGUACUUAGUCGAUGAGUACGGUAAGAACCCUAGGCUAAAUCCACAAACUCCGAUUGGUCGGGCGCUCGUCAAUCAACGAUUGCAUUUCGAUAUGUUUCUGUUCAAGAACGUGAGGAACUAUUAUUUCCCAGUUGCAUUUGGCCAGGCACAGGAUUACAAUCCAGAGCAGUACCAAAAAUUGCAAGGUGCGUUUGAAGUUCUGAAUAAUUUUCUUGAAGGACAGGAUUACGCUACAGGACGUUACUUGACCAUCGCUGACCUAUCCUUGGCUGCCACUGUAUCCACUGCGGAAAUUUUCAAUUUCGAACUCGAGAAUUACCCAAACGUUACAAAAUGGAUGGAAAAAAUGAAAACGUCUGCACCUGGAUACCGCAAGGCUAAUGGCGAAGGAGUGCAAAUUUUCAAAAAUGUCCUUGAGAAUUUGCAGAAUAAGGAUAAAUCGUAA
Messenger RNA from Dufourea novaeangliae, 660 nucleotides. RefSeq names its product glutathione S-transferase D1-like. Gene Ontology annotation, biological process: glutathione metabolic process. Lineage: Eukaryota; Metazoa; Arthropoda; Insecta; Hymenoptera; Halictidae. Gene Ontology annotation, molecular function: glutathione transferase activity. The transcript has 5 exons. Bases 1 to 660 code for a protein of 219 amino acids. The record is from RefSeq and is a predicted model, not a curated record.